UGGAUCAAAUGGACGGCUGCGAUCGUCACCAGCCUAGUUGACCUUGCAAAAUUUUAUUCCGGUAGUGCUCCGCCUCUCGCUCCCAACCGGGAUAUAAUACUCCCGCCAAUAACUUCCGGCACAGGUGAAGGUCCCAACGAGACCAGCAGCAAUGUCGCAUAUGCUCCCUGUAUAAAGUCGCCGCGAGAUCCAGCGGAAACUUUUUCCUGCUCCGGCCGCCAUUGCUGCGACCCUGUGAAGCUUCUGCAUGUGCUCGCAUGGUGAAACUCUUGUCCAUCUUUGAGCAAAUCCAUUUUACAUACUCGUCUUGUCGAUGCUCGUUCCAAUCUAGAGUUGUAGACUAGAGCUGCUUGAUUCCGUUGCACCAUCGAGAUUCUUGGGUUCUUUCUUUGUUCAUGGAGGGGGUGGAGGAGGCCAACCGUGCGGCGGUGGUGAGCUGCAAGAGGCUGGUCGCGCGCCUCUCGCUGUCCGCCGGCGACCCGUUCCGGCUCGCCGCCGUCGCGGCCGAGACCGAAGAGGCCGUGUCCCGGUUCGGCAAGGUGGUCAACAUCCUCAGCAGCAGGGUCGGCCAUGCGAGGGCCAGGGUCGGCCGGAGGAGCUCGCCGGCCGGCGAUCCCAUUGCGAGGUGCCUCCUUGAGUACCACCCUCCCCCGCCGGUGCCGUAUUGCCCACCUGCCACUGCCACUGCCACUGCCACUGCCCCCCAGCUCCAUGGGAGUAGCAGUAGCACUCCUGCGCCGCCGACGCCGCUGAAGCAGAUGCCGGUGCCGGUGGUGGCGGCAGCUCCUUGUGCCGCCGGCAACGGCAAGGUCGUUGCACCGGCGGACAACUGUGAUGCAGACAGGGACAUGUUCUUCGAUACGCCGCUCCUGGAUUUGAGUGGGUGCAGCGUCACUCCCGCCUCCAUCGCCGCCGCGCAGAUCAACGGCUCGAGAGUUUCGGCAGCUCCGGCGGCCAAGCCUACAGACAGGGGCAUGUUCUUCCAGACGCCGCUCCUGGAUUUGAGCGGGUGCGGCGUUACUCCCGCCUCCAUUGCCGCCGCGCAGAUCAACGGCUCGAGAGUUUCGGCAGCUCCGGCGGCCAGUCAUCCUCCUCCCCCGCCACCUCCACCUCCUCCUCAAAUCCUAUUCCACCAUCAGAUUCCGCAGCAGCAGCAGCAGAAGAAGAGGCCGCUCGAGCAGCAGAGGCCGGCCAGCAGCGACAACAAGAGGUUCCACUUCGAGCAGAAGCCGGCGAGCGAGAAGCCAUUCCACAUCGAGAUCCCGGCGGCGAGGAGCGGCAAGGAGCCGGAGGUGAUCACCUUCAGCUUCGACAACUCGGUGUGCACCUCGUCGGCGGCCACCUCCUUCUUCACCAACAUGAGCAGCCAGCUGAUCACCAUGUCGGAGAGCUCCGCCUGCGCGCCGGCGUCCAGGAAGGCGGCGCACAAAGCCGACGACGACGGCAAAUGCCACUGCCCCAAGAAAAAGAAGCCGAGGGAGAAGAGGGUGGUGAGGAUGCCGGCGGUGAGCGACAAGGUGGCCGAUAUACCGUCGGACAAUUACUCGUGGAGGAAGUACGGGCAGAAACCCAUCAAAGGAUCUCCACACCCAAGGGGAUACUACCGGUGCAGCAGCAUCAAGGACUGCCCGGCGAGGAAGCACGUGGAGCGGUGUCGUGGCGACGCCGGGAUGCUCAUCGUCACCUACGAGAACGACCACAACCACGCGCAGCCGCUCGACCUAGCCACGCUCACCGCCAACUCCGAAGCCUGACUUUGAGGCCCCACGGCCAGUGACAGAAGAAGAUAGAAGAGUUCUGAAUUUUUAGUUACGCCAUGGAUGGAAUGGAGCAUGUCAUAUUCAGGUGUUCUUGGUUAUUCGGUCUGACCAAGAAUUGUAGCACGAAGGCGAGGAUUUAUUUUUCCGCGAUGUAUAGUGAACGCUUGAUUGUCCGUAUAUUUACCUUUCAAAUUUCUUCUGCUAGUAGCUCCCUGUCUGUUCAAUUGUGGUGUACACACAAAUAACAUGCAUACUCCCUUCUUCCGGAAA
Messenger RNA from Hordeum vulgare subsp. vulgare (domesticated barley), 2030 nucleotides. Its product is annotated as probable WRKY transcription factor 15. Lineage: Eukaryota; Viridiplantae; Streptophyta; Magnoliopsida; Poales; Poaceae. Gene Ontology annotation, molecular function: DNA-binding transcription factor activity; sequence-specific DNA binding. The record is from RefSeq and is a predicted model, not a curated record. Bases 396 to 1754 code for a protein of 452 amino acids. Gene Ontology annotation, biological process: regulation of DNA-templated transcription. The transcript is spliced from 3 exons.